This is a messenger RNA of Asterias rubens (European starfish), 3686 nucleotides long. RefSeq names its product glutenin, high molecular weight subunit DX5-like. The transcript has 5 exons. The coding region runs from base 79 to 2562 and encodes 827 amino acids. The record is from RefSeq and is a predicted model, not a curated record. NCBI's taxonomy places the organism in Eukaryota, Metazoa, Echinodermata, Asteroidea, Forcipulatida, Asteriidae.
ACCUCGCAGAGUGCUGCAAGUAACCGACGUGUCUCACCUAUUACCGCUGCACACAUACCGCACCGCGUUCUCGGCAUCAUGGCCCCGCCCUUGGUGAUGGAGGUUUUCGGGCUACUUCUAGCAGUGGCCGCAUUGGUGAGGACGGCUCCUGUACAAGAGACUGGUGGUAUUGGCGACCAGUCCUCGUGCACUGAGCGAAGGGUUCAAUAUUGGUCCGAGCGCUCGAGGGAUGCCGUCCAACGCAUCAAAGAUACCCGGUUCGAUCUCGAUACAAAGAUUGAAGUUCUUGGAAACUUGGCAACCACAAAAGAUCUGGAGGACUAUGAAAAAAUGCUGGUUGAAUCUUCACUAGACUCCUUGAAUGAAAUCUUCCAAUAUGGAGCAUUGAUCUUCGGUUGCCCACCGGAGGGAGAGGACCAUUAUACCGUACCUAAAAAAGGAGUCAUUGUGGAUCGAAUCCGACAACAGAUGUUGGUCAUAAUGGAACAUCUGAGAGACAUUCUAAGAGAAGGAAUACCCGAGCAACAGCAGGAUCAACCCCAGCAGGAUCAACCCCAGCAGGAUCAACCCCAGCAGGAUCAACCCCAGCAGGAUCAACCCCAGCAGGGUCAACACCAGCAUGAUCAACACCAGCAUGAUCAACCCCAGCAUGAUCAACCCCAGCAGGGUCAACCCCAGCAGGGUCAACCCAAGCAGGGUCAACCCAAGCAGGGUCAACCCAAGCAGGGUCAACACCAGCAGGACCAACACCAGCAGGACCAACACCAGCAGGACCAACACCAGCAGGACCAACCCCAGCAGGACCAACCCCAGCAGGACCAACCCCAGCAGGGUCAACCCCAGCAGGGUCAACCCCAGCAGGGUCAACCCCAGCAGGGUCAACCCCAGCAGGGUCAACCCCAGCAGGGUCAACCCCAGCAGGGUCAACCCCAGCAGGGUCAACCCCAGCAGGGUCAACCCCAGCAGGGUCAACCCCAGCAGGGUCAAACCCAGCAGGACCCACCCCAGCAGGAUCAACCCCAGCAGGAUCAACCCCAGCAGGGUCAACCCCAGCAGGGUCAACACCAGCAUGAUCAACACCAGCAUGAUCAACCCCAGCAGGGUCAACCCCAGCAGGGUCAACCCCAGCAGGGUCAACCCCAGCAGGGUCAACCCCAGCAGGGUCAACCCCAGCAGGGUCAACCCCAGCAGGGUCAACCCCAGCAGGGUCAACCCCAGCAGGGUCAACCCCAGCAGGGUCAACCCCAGCAGGGUCAACCCCAGCAGGGUCAAACCCAGCAGGACCCACCCCAGCAGGACCAACCCCAGCAGGACCAACCCCAGGCAGAACAACCCGAGAAAAACAACCAGGACGACGAUGAAGCCAGGAGAGGUCAAACACAAUUUGGUGUAUGCAUCGCUCGAGUUAGACAACAAAAUAAAGGUCAAGACGAAGCCUUCAUCUACCAAGCCAUCUUAAAUCAAUGUCAAAGCAAACGAGAAAUUACCAAAGAUCUUCCCAGUGAAGAUGGUGAAACCAAACGAGGGGAUAAAGAGAUGGGUUUAUGCAUCGCUCGAGUAAGACAACAACAUCAAAGUCAAGACGAAGCAUCCAUCUUCCAAGCCAUCUUGAGUCAAUGUCAGAGCAAACGAGAAUUCUCAAAAGAUCCUCCCAGUGAAGAUGAUGAAACAAAGAGAGGUCAAACACAAUUUGGUGUAUGCAUCGCUCGAGUAAGACAACAACAUCAAGGUCAAGACGAAGCCUCCAUCUACCAAGCCAUUUUGAGUCAAUGUCAGAGCAAACGAGAGAUCACUAAAGAUGAUGAAGUCAAGAGAGGUCAGACACAAUUGGGUGUAUGCAUCGCUCGAGUAAGACAACAACACCAAGGUCAAGACGAAGCCUCCAUCUUCCUAGCCAUCUUGAGCCAAUGUCAGAGCAAACGAGAGAUGUCCCUUCCUUUAAGUGAAACGCAGCAAAACCAAGGCGACGAAGACAUCAAGAGAGGUGCUUCAGAGAUGGGUUUAUGCAUCGCUCGAGUCAGACAACAAAAUCAAGGUCAAGACGAAGCCUCAAUCUUCCAAGCAAUCUUGAGUCAAUGUCAGAGCAAACGAGAAAUCACCAAAGAUGAUGAAACCAAGAGGGGUGAUAAAGAGAUGGGUUUAUGCAUCGCUCGAGUAAGACAACAAAACCAAGGUCAAGACGAAGCCUCCAUCUUCCAAGCCAUCUUGAGUCGAUGUCAGAGCAAACGAGAAAUCACCAAAGAUCCUCCAAGUGAAGAUGAUGAAACCACGAGAGGUCAAACACAAUUGGGUGUAUGCAUCGCUCGAGUAAGACAACAACAUCAAAGUCAAGACGAAGCCUCCAUCUUCCAAGCCAUCUCGAGUCAAUGUCAGAGCAAACGAGAAAUCACCAAAGAUCCUCCCAGUGAAGAUGAUGAAACUAAAAGAGGUCAAACACAAUUGGGUGUAUGCAUCGCUCGAGUAAGACAACAACAUCAAGGUCAAGACGAAGCCUCCAUCUUCCAAGCCAUCCAGAAUCAAUGUCAGAGCAAACGAGAGGUUCUGUUCGAACCUUUUAUGUAAAGAGAUACACAUUGAACUGACUUACUUGCUCCAACUUGAAAACUUCAAAUGAAUUGCAAUAUUAUAUAUGAUUAUGAUGACUCUUAUAACGUCCAUCAGACACGAAACACGAUAUACCAAAUGCACAUGAAGUGCGUUUCCGUUGAUUCCUAAUAAGUUUACCUCUCAGAUGGCGAGUUGAUGACGUCCGUCAAAGGUCUAAACGGAAUGGGACUACUUUGCCACCGUUAUGUUAGCAGUUUUUUACAAUUGUUGGAUUUUAAAAAACUACCUGAACUGACACCACCCCAAAUGUGUUUCAAUAAUAUGUGAAUGCACAUGCGGGAAUAUACUGCAAAUAUUUUGAGGUAGUUCGUUAGGCCUACAGGAUGUUCAAAAUAUCAUUGAAGCACCUCAACAUUUUCCACUCAAAAAGGUCACAAAAAGAUACCAUUUAAAAUUUUGAGUAACUAUAUAAAUUUUGAAUCAACUGAAAUUUCAGUAUUUAGCAUGUUGGAGGUUUCAGUUAGGCUACUUAAAAAGUUACCACCAUUUGACAAACUGUUUUAAACAUGGCGGUAGCAAGGUUGAUUGUGUUUCAAGUCGCCAGUUCCUGUGUGAACUGGUAUUAAUUAUAUUAAUUUAUCAAAACAAAAUUUAUAAAUAAUUUGAAAAAAAAAAAAUCGGGAUUCGGUUUAUUCAUAUUAUGUAUAAAGUUAUAGCCUAUUAUGAUGAACAAAUUAUAUAGUGAGAUAGGAUAGCCAAUAGCUAUAGGUUGUGUUAAGCAAACAAACAUAUAAAUUUUGAGUAGGGCCUAGUUUGUUCCGGCCAAAUCUGCAUACUCAACCCAAAUUCAAUUUACCUGUGUGCUUCUCGGUUGACUUCUCCAUACGAUUACACAAAACCCUGCCCCCAUUCUAUUACAUGAGGCCCAAAGGGUUUAACAAAAUGUUUAAAAUUACUCCAGUUAUUCGUUGAUGAUGACAUUCUUUUAACUCAUUACCAGAUAAUUAUGAAACACUUGAAGGGGGCUAUCGAUCCAUACCUUAAAAAACCGCUUGUCCUCGUGAUGAAGGAUCUGUUUUUUGACAAUAAAUGCGUUGUGAACGCGGCUUAUUUUUGUGCAGCAAAUUGGUGUUUCGUGA